AUGCUCAAUCUUGUCACAAAAGUCACCGCCUCUGUGGCUAGCAUAUCGGCACAUAAGCCUAUCCAUUUCACCAUCUUGACUUCAUUUUUGGCGUCCAUUGCAUAUUUGGCGGUCGUUGACGAGUAUAUUCCUGAAUCUUUCGACAACUCGGGCCUGGUUUCCUACUAUCAUCCACCAGGCUCGUCCACCUACAAUGGUUGGACUAAAGUUGAAGACGUCUCGCUACACGCGGACGCAGACCAAAUUUCUCUUGUUCCGUUGGUGUUUAAGCGCAUGAGCCAGAACCCCAUUCCGGAAAUCGAGAACACCUUUCCUGGUGUCUCCAGCGAUCGCAUUUUGAUUGUGCCUUCGCGUAAAGUCGACCAGUCUUUGGCAGACUUGUCCAAGAUCACCUACGAGGGUAUCACUUGGAAAACCAAAGGAAACAACAUGUUGCGCCGUUAUAUCUCGUACUUAAAGAGUGGCGCCAAGCGACUCAAGGCUUUGACCGAAGGUGCUGAGAAGUUUGACAUUUCCCUCAUUGCAGUGGCCUACUUUGCCAUGAUCUACACGAUUUUGAAAGUUUUCAUCGACUUGAGGGAAGGAGGCUCAAAGUUUUGGCUUGCAUUUUCAACCAUCUUGUCCUCUGCAUACGCUUUCAUCUUUGCUUUAGCCGUAACCACCAAAUUUUUGAACGUCAAGGUUUCUUUGCUCAGUUUGACUGAAGGUAUUCCUUUCUUGACUGCAGUUGUGGGCUUUAAACAUAAGAUAUCCAUCGCGUCUACUGUUACCCGUGCAUCAUCAAACCAGGACGAUGUUAAACACAUUGUUUCUUCUGUGAUCGCCAAUCACUCUGUCAGCUUGCUUAGAGACAAUCUCAUUGUUAUUGCUGCUUUCUUGAUUGCUUUUUUCUCUAUUGACCAGAUGGAAGGCUUGAGAAAUUUUUGUCUUUUAAGUGGCCUCAUUUUGCUCUUUGACUUGAUGCUUGUUUACACUUUCUAUGCUGCUGUUUUGGCAUUGAAGGUGGAAAUCAACAGAGCCCGCAGAACUCACGAAUUGCAAGAUGCCUUGGAAGAAGAAGGUGUGUCUUCGUUUGUCGCUGCUAAUAUUGCUUCUCGUGCUUCCAAAGCUGAGUACAAGGGACAGUCCCGUUUUGGCUCUUCUGUUGUAUCUGUUAAAGUGGCAUUGCUUGGUUUGUUUAUUGCAAUCCAUGCAUUUUGGAUUGGGAGCUCUUGGUUGUACGAAACUGCAUCAUUCUCUGGAUCGUCAGCUCCUGAAACAUUGGAAUUAUCAAAAAAUGCCGCUAAACAUAUUACUGUGGGUCCACAUGGUACUGUUGUUACUAUUCUCGCCUCGAGGAUUUAUGUCCCUGUGGGAGUGAUGUCCAUGAUUGAAGACUUCGUGUUCGCUAUUAUUGAAAAAGUUUCCAGUGCAAUCAGAGACAGCAUUAUUUCGAAGUUCUUGUUGUUUGGUUUUGCCAUUUCUAUCUCGACAAACGCUUACUUUUUGAAUGCCACCAGAUUCCAGCGCAACGCCGCAAACAUGUUAAUUGAAUCCCAGCCAAAGCAGAAGGUUAUCGAAAAAAUCAGAACUGUUCCCUCCUUUGAAAGUGAUACUGACGAUUCGGCUUCAACAUCGGAUGGAGCGCUCGAUUUGACUGUUCCUGCCAGGAUUCUUCCUCUUGAAGAAUGUAUCAAGAAAAUGAAAGAAGGCAAAGUUAAGGAACUCAAUAAUAGUGAGGUUUCGUCUUUAGUUGUGGCUGGCCAGUUACCUUUGUAUGCAUUGGAAAAACAAUUGGGCAACAAUGCUCGUGCCGUUGUUGUGAGACGCAAAGCCAUUGCCAAAUUGGCUAAUGCUCCCGUUUUAGAAAGCAAUAAGUUGCCCCAUGCUCAUUACGAUUACGAUCGCGUGUUUGGGGCCUGUUGUGAAAACGUCAUUGGUUACAUGCCAUUGCCAGUAGGUGUGGCUGGUCCUUUGAUAAUCGAUGGAACUCCUUACCACAUCCCAAUGGCAACUACUGAGGGAUGUUUGGUUGCUUCUACUAUGCGUGGUUGCAAGGCCAUCAAUGCUGGUGGUGGUGUAGAAACCAUUAUCACGCAGGAUGGAAUGACCAGAGGUCCAUGUGUUUCGUUUUCUUCUUUGGCAAGAGCCGGUGCUUGUAAGCUCUGGUUGGAUUCUGAAGAAGGGCAGAAGACCAUCAAAAAGGCUUUCAACUCUACAUCGAGAUUUGCACGCUUGCAGCACAUCAAAACCGCAAUCGCUGGUACGUUGCUAUUCAUUCGUUUCAAAACCACUACUGGUGAUGCAAUGGGAAUGAACAUGAUUUCCAAAGGUGUCGAAUAUUCGUUGAAAUACAUGGCUGAGGAAUGCGGCUGGGAUGAUAUGUCCGUGAUUGCCGUUUCCGGAAACUACUGUACGGACAAGAAGCCAGCUGCCAUCAAUUGGAUUGAAGGCAGAGGAAAGUCAGUUGUUGCCGAAGCAAGAAUCCCGCUGGAAGUGGUGCAAAAAGUGUUGAAAUCCGACGUCGACGCGUUGGUGGAGUUGAAUAUCAGCAAGAAUUUGAUUGGUUCUGCCAUGGCAGGCUCCGUUGGAGGUUUCAAUGCACACGCUGCAAACUUGGUUACUGCCGUGUACUUGGCAUGUGGUCAGGAUCCAGCACAGAACGUCGAGUCGUCCAACUGUAUGACCCUUAUGAACAGGUUGCCUAAUGGAGACUUGCAAAUUUCCGUGUCCAUGCCAUCCAUUGAAGUGGGUACUAUCGGAGGAGGAACCAUCUUGGAACCUCAAGGUGCAAUGUUGGAAUUGUUGGGCGUGCGUGGUCCACAUCCAACCAAUCCGGGUGAUAAUUCUCGUCGCCUUGCAUGUAUUGUUGCCUCUGCCGUUUUGGCUGCCGAGCUUUCGCUUUGUUCUGCGUUGGCUGCGGGCCAUUUGGUUCAGUCGCACAUGCAACACAACCGUAAAGGUGCCGCCGCACCAGCUGCCGAAACAAAGAAGGUUCCGGACGUCCAGCGUCUCCAAGAAGGGUCCGUCACUUGUAUUAAGUCGUGA
Messenger RNA from Clavispora lusitaniae ATCC 42720, 3027 nucleotides. RefSeq names its product hydroxymethylglutaryl-CoA reductase (NADPH) (gene HMG1). Gene Ontology annotation, molecular function: hydroxymethylglutaryl-CoA reductase (NADPH) activity; protein binding. Gene Ontology annotation, biological process: isoprenoid biosynthetic process; coenzyme A metabolic process; ergosterol biosynthetic process. NCBI's taxonomy places the organism in Eukaryota, Fungi, Ascomycota, Pichiomycetes, Serinales, Metschnikowiaceae. The record is from RefSeq and is a predicted model, not a curated record. Gene Ontology annotation, cellular component: peroxisomal membrane; endoplasmic reticulum membrane.